AUGCGCUCCCUGACACUCGCCGUUCUCACGAUCACAGCCUGUGCUGCCGCUUCGACUGCAAAAUCCGUGCACCACGAGCCUCAUCGGUUGGACGACAAGGAUUCGGUUGAGCAGGUGAUCAGUGAGGCGCUGAAGGAUAUCGAUGCAUCGAAGAAGAUGAUUCGAAUGACUGUGACGAUGAACGACACUGCCGACGAUUCCGCUUCGAACUUCUUCCGCGACUUCGAGGACACCUUCAGCGGGAUGUUCAACGCCAUUCAGAACACCCACGUACCAUUCUUCAGCAGCAGUGAAAGUUCGCUGUCUCCAGUCGCCCCAAAGACCAACCAAACCACCGAAGAUCUCUUGACACGUACACGAAACGAGCUCCAGGCGGAUAUCGACAGUCUCCGCGGACACAUCGUCUAUCUCCAGGCCGACGUUCGUGAUUGGAUCCUUUCCAACGAGAAUAGUCAGUUCAAGUCUGUGCUUCUCGGUGCAAUGUCCGCCAUCGUCGUGCUCAUCGCAUACACUGUCAUUUGCAAGUGCUGUCGCAGACGCUCUCGCCUCAACCAUCUCGCCGCUUUCGUCAAUGAUGGAUGCUCUGCCCAGGAUUCUGAAUCGCUUCUUCCAACCAAAAACACCAAACGCCCACGCAACUAUCCAUCGAACAGCGACGAGGAUAUCUAAAUUAUCUGUCACAAUUCUCUCUUCUCACCCCACAUUAUUGCCCCUAACCUUCAUAUAUUCUAACCUAUUUUGCAUAUUUCGCAUCCAGUGACGUCACCAUUCCAUGUAAAUAAAUCUAGUCGUCUCCU
Messenger RNA from Caenorhabditis elegans, 797 nucleotides. RefSeq lists its product as uncharacterized. The transcript is spliced from 3 exons. The coding region runs from base 1 to 669 and encodes 222 amino acids. NCBI's taxonomy places the organism in Eukaryota, Metazoa, Nematoda, Chromadorea, Rhabditida, Rhabditidae. The record is from RefSeq and is marked reviewed.